This is a messenger RNA of Podarcis muralis (Common wall lizard), 977 nucleotides long. NCBI's taxonomy places the organism in Eukaryota, Metazoa, Chordata, Lepidosauria, Squamata, Lacertidae. The record is from RefSeq and is a predicted model, not a curated record.
CUGAGGACUGAAAGGAGAGGACUGUGAGAGCAAAACAUAAUGGCUGAGAGCCCAAAGCCUGGAGACCAGAUUGAGAUUUAUCGAUUGGGUUACCAACACUGGGCUAUCUACGUAGGCGAUGGAUAUGUGGUCCACCUGACUGCUGCAGAUGAGGGUGUGGAAAGUUUUCUCUGUAGUUGCCCGACUCCCUACACAAAAAUGGGAGUGGUGAAGAAAGAAAAGCUUUCAGAAGUGGCUGGGAAAAACAAGUGGAAGGUCAACAACAAGAAGGACAGAAAAUAUAAAGCCAGGCCUGUAAGCGAAAUAAUUAGCACUGCAAAUGGAUAUGUUGGGGGAAAGAUAAUGUACGAUGUGGUCGUGCACAACUGUGAACAUUUUGCUGCCAUACUACGAUAUGGCCAACGUGACAGUAGACAGGUGGAAGUCGGUUUCUGGGUGACAUUCGCUGCUACUGUAGCUGUGGCCAUGGGUGCAAGCUUGGUAGCAGCUGCAAUCAUUGGUAAACACCAUUAGUCAGUGUUCAAUAUAUGAAGAGACGUGUGAACAAUCUAAAAGACUGUUGGAGGAGAAUCCUAGGCUGGCUUCUAAGAAGAUCCCAUUUUAAAAGAACAACAGUUAUUGAAUAAAAAUAAAAACAUCAAAUCAAUCAAGAGUUAGGUUUUCUGUCUUUAUCCAUUGCUCUGAAUUUUGGAGGAUGGCUCUGUUUCAGUUUGUGCAUUGUUUUGUAAAGUGCAGAUUAGUUAAGAAUUUGAAUGUGAAUUGAAUCAAAUUUCUCCCUCCUGCCUCUAGAUGUGGUAGAGGACACUGAUCAACGUUGAAGUAAGGUUCAACUUACUUGAAGUCUGGUCAACUUCUGUACUUGGAAUGGAGGAUGCCACCAUCUUGUUUCAGGCCACCCUUGACACGUACAACGUUUCGCUGCAGGCCUCGGUUGUUAAAAAUCAAUACGUGCCUGUAUAAAGAAUUCCACAACAGUG